GAUAGUGCCUAUCAUUCAUCGAUAGCGUUGUCAAACUGAAACUAUCGAUACUAUCUAUAGUGCCUUCGAUAGUUGUGCAGCUCUAUCGACCAAUGUCCGACCAUUUCAUCGACGUGUGCGUAAUCACAAAAAAGAAUUGUAUGAAAUUACUGAUUUUUAAUAAAAAAGGAGAAAUAGAUUGUUAUAUACAUCCAUAAUCUUAUCGCCAAGCAGAAACGUGAAUCUGAGUAACUUCCAUUCACGCGCAUUGGUCACACACAAUUUGAGGUUUUAACAUGAUUCUCUUGGAAAUAAAUAACCGAAUCGUCGAAGAUACCCUUAUAGUCAAAUUUCGCAAUGCCCUAUCUGGAGCCAAAGCUGAAUCUAUUGAUGUCCGGAUUGCAGACUUUGAUGGUGUGCUCUUCCACAUCUCCAAUGUUAACGCCGAUAAGACCAAAGUGAGGACUAGCAUUUCGCUGAAAUUUUAUAAGCAAUUACAAGAGCAUGGAGCAGAUGAAUUGCUGAAGCGAGAGUAUGGUGACUUACUAACAGACACAGAAGAUGGCUACAACGUGUCGGUACUUAUCAAUCUAGAAAAUAUACCUGCUGACUGGGAGGCAGUUGCCAAAAAAAUUGGUCUGCUUAAGCGAAAUUGCUUUGCUUCAGUUUUUGAGAAGUAUUUCGAUUUCCAGGAACAGGGUGAAGAAGGGCAAAAACGAGCCGUAAUCAAUUAUCGAAACGAUGAGACGCUCUAUGUUGAAGCCAAAUCAGACCGAGUAACAGUCGUAUUCAGUACGAUUUUUCGUGAUGAAGACGACGUGAUAAUUGGAAAAGUUUUUAUGCAGGAAUUAAGAGAAGGGCGACGGGCAUCACAUACAGCGCCACAAGUGUUGUUCUCGCACCGCGAGCCGCCUUUGGAACUGGCAAAGUCUGACGCCAGAGUAGGCGACAAUAUUGGAUAUGUUACAUUUGUUCUUUUCCCUCGACAUACUAGCAAGGAGACACGGGGUAACACCAUUAAUCUAAUACACAUGUUCCGAGAUUAUUUACACUAUCAUAUUAAGUGUUCAAAAGCGUACAUUCAUUCUAGAAUGCGCGCAAAAACUUCAGACUUCCUGAAAGUACUUAAUCGUGCCAGACCGGAAACGAAAAGUACGGAAAAGAAAACAAUAACGGGGAGAACAUUCAUUCGCAAGGAUUAAAUUGUGGACAAUGUCUAGUUGCUUUUAUAUCCGUAUAUUAAUUACACUGGAUUACAAAUUUUAGUUAGGUUUUUGUUCUCCAGACGCCACUAUCCAAUUUCAAUGUAGAAUUGCCCGGUGAUUCCGAAAAUCGAGUAAAUUUUUUUCUAUGGAUACGUUUUCAAGAUAUUUUCAAGUUACCGUUAUUCAGCUCAAAACAUAAAGUAGUUCCACUUAAUCACGCAUAUCUUACGAACCAAUUUAACUAUCUUAAAAGGAGAUACGUCAAAUCAAAGCUAGUGAAAUUCUCCAUAAACCAUAUA
Messenger RNA from Rhagoletis zephyria (snowberry fruit fly), 1483 nucleotides. It is a transcript of the gene Arpc2, whose product is annotated as Actin-related protein 2/3 complex, subunit 2. Gene Ontology annotation, cellular component: actin cytoskeleton; Arp2/3 protein complex. Gene Ontology annotation, biological process: actin filament polymerization; Arp2/3 complex-mediated actin nucleation. Lineage: Eukaryota; Metazoa; Arthropoda; Insecta; Diptera; Tephritidae. Gene Ontology annotation, molecular function: structural constituent of cytoskeleton; actin filament binding. The record is from RefSeq and is a predicted model, not a curated record.